AUGCAAAUUGACGGGGUUGUUCCAAACGAAUCUACCUUUUCUGUAAUACUCAAUGCUAGUGCUGAAUUAUUCUCUGUGAGAUUUGGAAAUGUAUUGCAUACACUAGCAGAGAAGACUGGAUUCAAGGGUCAUAAGAAUGUCGAGGAUGCCUUGAUCAUCAUGUACUUGAGGACUGGCCACUUUAAAGCUGCUGAAAAUGUGUUUUUAGGUAUGACUUAUGGUGAUGUUGGAACCUGGAAUAUAAUGAUAUGUGGGUACUGCCUUUAUGGUUUUGGGUUCUACUAUUUUUAUGAGUUAAUGAACCAGAAGGGUCUGGAACCUGGUUUAGAGCACUAUAGGUGUAUCAUUAAUAUUCUAAUCAAGGGUGGAAGACUAGAAGAAGCUUUUGAUUUCGUGGUAUCAACACCACUCAAAUGGGAUGACAAGACUUGGAGUACCUUUCUCCGAGGAUGUCAUGCUCAUGGAGACUAUCUUCUAUAUGUCCAAGCUGCAAAGUGGAUCCCUGAUGAUGUGCUGGUUAGUGAGUACGGUGUAUCCACGGACAUCCGUGAACCGAUAGAAAUGGAGAAUGAUUGA
Molecule: messenger RNA, 576 nt
Organism: Lactuca saligna
Lineage: Eukaryota; Viridiplantae; Streptophyta; Magnoliopsida; Asterales; Asteraceae
Source: the annotation of a GenBank genome assembly